UUGUUUGAAUUAUGGGGUGCUUCAGGCAUAGGAACUGGAUCGAACGGUGCAUACGUCAAAGGGUAUAUUAAAUUUGAUAAAUCUAUAAAAUUAUAUCUUCAUGUCGGAUCUAAAUAUUAUUCUGGUGCAACUCUUCCGUCUUAUGGUGGCGGAGGUCCAGGCCAAUUUUCUGGCGGCGGAUCAUCUGAUAUACGCCUUGAACCAGGCGAUUUUGGAGAUUUCAACGGUUUGAAAAGUCGAAUAAUCGUUGCUGCUGGUGCAGGGUCUCAGGAUGGUACACUCAUUGGAAAUGCAUUUUAUGAGGAUGCUGGUGGUGCUGGAGGCGGGCUACUUGGAUUUAACAGCACAUAUGAGCAUGGUCUUGGCGCCACUCAGAUAUCAGGAGGACCCGGAAAAGGUCUUGCCGGCACUUUUGGAUUUGGAGCUGGAAAUCCAAAUAGAAUAGAAUCCUCAGGAGAUAAUGAUGGGAAUGCUGGCGGUGGUGGUGGGUAUUUCGGAGGUGGAAACUCCGAAAUACCUCAACAUUGUGGCGGUGGAGGGGAAGCUCCUUCAUUAGCGGUUAUAAAGAUUGUAUUGCCAUUCUGA
Messenger RNA from Trichomonas vaginalis G3, 585 nucleotides. Its product is annotated as glycine-rich protein family. The transcript has a single exon. The record is from RefSeq and is a predicted model, not a curated record. NCBI's taxonomy places the organism in Eukaryota, Parabasalia, Trichomonadida, Trichomonadidae.